Phyllotreta striolata is the source of this 1120-nucleotide messenger RNA. Lineage: Eukaryota; Metazoa; Arthropoda; Insecta; Coleoptera; Chrysomelidae. The record is from the annotation of a GenBank genome assembly.
AAGAAGAUUUUAGCGGUCAAUUUUUGAUUGUUGUUUCUACUUGAGGUUAAGAAUUAAAAACCGAAAUUCGCUAAAUAUCUAAUUAAAAUGGUACAAACCGAACAAGUACGAGUUAAUUUACCAUGGGUUGAAAAGUACCGUCCUAGCACCCUCGACGAAUUAGUCUCGCACGAAGACAUUAUAAGAACAAUAAGCAAGUUCAUAAAGGACGAUCAAGUACCCCAUUUACUAUUCUACGGGCCGCCCGGUACGGGCAAAACCAGCACCAUCCUCGCCUGCGCCAGGCAACUCUACACACCGGCCCAAUUCUCCUCGAUGGUUUUAGAACUGAACGCAUCCGACGAUAGAGGCAUCGGCAUCGUCAGAGGCCAGAUCCUCACGUUCGCCAGCACCAGGACGAUAUUCAAGAAAGGCUUCAAGCUGAUUAUCCUAGACGAAGCCGACGCCAUGACUAUGGACGCCCAGAACGCCCUGCGCCGGGUCAUCGAAAAAUACACGGAAAACGUGCGAUUUUGCAUAAUCUGCAACUAUUUGAGCAAAUUGGUACCGGCCUUGCAAUCGCGUUGCACCAAAUUCAGAUUCAAACCGCUCUCGCCCGACCAGAUACUUCCCAGAUUGAACUACGUCGUCGACGAGGAAAAAGUAACCAUCACAGAAGAUGGCAAAAAGGCACUGUUGACUUUAGCCAACGGAGACAUGCGCAAAGUACUGAACGUUCUCCAAAGUACCUGGCUAGCCUACAAGAACGUGACCGAGGACAACGUGUACACGUGCGUUGGACAUCCCCUGAGAACCGACAUCGAAAACAUCGUCAAAUGGUUGCUCAACGAAAAUUUCUCCGAUACCUACAAAAAUAUUAGAGAAUUGAAGAUGAUCAAAGGCCUGGCUCUUCACGACAUCCUCACCGAAGUGCACAAAUACAUCCAUCGAAUUGAAUUCCCGUUCGAUCUCAUGAUCGAUCUCCUGGCGACGUUGUCAGAUAUCGAAUACCGUUUGUGCGCAGGCGCAAACGAGAAUCUCCAACUGACCGCGUUGAUAUCGGCUUUCCAGCGAGUCAAAGACAUCUCGCCUCCGGAGGAAUCCUAGAUUACCUAAUAGAUCUUAUAAAUCUUAUUAAUAA